Messenger RNA from Trifolium pratense (red clover), 421 nucleotides. RefSeq names its product putative lipid-transfer protein DIR1. Gene Ontology annotation, molecular function: fatty acid binding. The coding region runs from base 15 to 335 and encodes 106 amino acids. Gene Ontology annotation, biological process: systemic acquired resistance. NCBI's taxonomy places the organism in Eukaryota, Viridiplantae, Streptophyta, Magnoliopsida, Fabales, Fabaceae. The record is from RefSeq and is a predicted model, not a curated record. The transcript has 2 exons.
AAGUUUAGAACAGCAUGGCACAAAUUAAUGUCAAUGUUUUGAUAAUGAAUUUGCUAGUUUUUAUAGCAUUGCUCAUUACAUUAUUUAGUGGUACCAAAGCUAUUGUAAUAUGUGACAUUAACACAGAUAAGCUAGACGUAUGCAAAGCAGCAAUUAUUGGAAAACACCCUCCAAAACCAAAUACAAAAUGUUGUGGACUUAUUAAAAAAGCUGAUUUGGAUUGUCUUUGUAGGUACAAGUCUCUUCUAUCUGCACUUGGAAUCAACCCUACAAAGGCUUUGGCAUUGCCUAGAAAAUGUGGUCUCAAAACUCCACCUGGAUGUAGAGAGACUUGAAGAAAUUCUUGAGAAUCACUUGCCUUUGAAAUGGUUAAUUUAGCAUCCUUUACCUUUUUUAAUAAAUGAGUAGUCUAGUUUAAUUU